This is a messenger RNA of Andrographis paniculata, 2730 nucleotides long. RefSeq names its product probable auxin efflux carrier component 1c. Gene Ontology annotation, molecular function: auxin efflux transmembrane transporter activity. The record is from RefSeq and is a predicted model, not a curated record. Bases 398 to 2266 code for a protein of 622 amino acids. Gene Ontology annotation, biological process: auxin export across the plasma membrane; auxin polar transport. Lineage: Eukaryota; Viridiplantae; Streptophyta; Magnoliopsida; Lamiales; Acanthaceae. Gene Ontology annotation, cellular component: plasma membrane; endoplasmic reticulum. The transcript has 6 exons.
CCCUACCCUUGCCUGGUUUGGUUCACUCUUUUGCUUCGGGGGAUGCAAGUGCAACGUUGCAACUCUCAAAGCUGCAAUUUCUGCUCUGCAACCCCAAAAAAACAAUUAUACUAUUCUUCCCUCUCCCUCUCUCUCUGCUGUAUUCCAACCAAUACACACACACUACACUACACUACAACACUACACUGCUGCACUAGUUAGUGUCUACUACACAUGCCCCUCUGCUGCUGCUGCGCCUCCCUGCCUUCUUUUUCGUCACCCAACAUAAUAAGAAGGCCGAGUUAUACUUAUUCCUCCUCGCUUUCAUUCAAUAUAUUCCUCCACGCCUGCUCCUGCUCCUUCACCUGGGAUUCAUUCUUGGAAGCCUACUAAGUUAGAGGAGGAAGAAGAAGUAAAAAUGAUAAGCGGGUCUGAUUUCUACCAUGUCAUGACUGCAAUGGUGCCACUAUAUGUGGCCAUGAUCCUGGCUUAUGGGUCCGUCAAGUGGUGGAAGAUCUUCACCCCAGAUCAGUGCUCCGGGAUCAACCGCUUCGUGGCGCUCUUCGCCGUCCCGCUGCUGUCUUUUCAUUUCAUAGCUAGCAAUGAUCCGUACGCCAUGAAUCUGAGGUUCAUCGCCGCUGACACUCUCCAGAAGGUGGCUGUUCUUGCGCUUCUCGCGGUUUGGGCCAAUGUCUCCAAAAGGGGUGGCCUGGAAUGGAUGAUUACCAUCUUCUCCCUCUCCACUCUGCCCAACACCCUGGUCAUGGGCAUCCCUCUGCUCAAGGGGAUGUACGGGGACUACUCCGGCAAUCUGAUGGUGCAGGUAGUGGUGCUCCAAUGCAUAAUCUGGUACACGUUGAUGCUCUUCAUGUUCGAGUACAGGGGCGCCAAGAUGUUGAUUUCUGAGCAGUUCCCUGAGACUGCGGGCUCCAUUGUCUCCAUCCACGUCGACUCUGAUGUCAUGUCACUGGAUGGGCGGCAGCCAUUGGAGACCGAGGCGGAAAUCAAGGAUGAUGGGAAGCUGCAUGUCACUGUGAGGAAAUCCAACGCCUCCAGAUCAGACAUUUUCUCCAGGAGGUCAAUGGGAUUCUCUUCCACCACUCCCAGGCCUUCCAAUCUCACCAAUGCAGAGAUUUACUCUCUCCAGUCUUCCAGAAACCCAACCCCAAGAGGCUCCAGUUUCAACCACACAGACUUCUACUCCAUGAUGCAGGGGGGAGGGGGAGCAGGAGGAAGAAACUCUAAUUUUGGGGCAAAUGACGUGUAUGGCAUGUCGGCUUCGAGAGGGCCGACUCCAAGGCCAUCAAAUUUCGAGGAGGAAAGUGGGAACAAGUCGAGAUUCUACCAUGGAACCAAUGCUAACAGCACUGCCACGGCCACCACCACUACACAUAAUAAUAAUAAUAAUUAUCCACCUCCAAAUCCAGACAUGUUUUCACCUGCCAACAUGGCUUCUUCUAAACCAGCAGCAGCGAAGAAGGCGAAUGGGAAGAACGAAGAAGGUGGGAAAGAUCUCCACAUGUUUGUGUGGAGCUCAAGUGCGUCUCCUGUUUCUGAUGUGUUUGGAGGACAUGAUCAUUACGAGCAUCAUCAUGCCAAUGGUAAAGAGGUCAGAGCUGCUGUUUCUCCCGGUAAAGUGGAAGGACAGAGAGAGUACAGCAACCACCAAGAGGAGUUCUUGGGGAGGGAUGAGCUAAGCUUUGGGAACAGAGGAGGUGGGGAAAGGGAGAAUGAAGGUGGGGAGAAAGGAGAGGGGGAGGAGGAGAACAAAGUGAAGGUGAUGCCUCCCACAAGUGUAAUGACAAGGCUCAUUUUGAUCAUGGUUUGGCGGAAACUCAUCAGAAAUCCCAACACUUACUCUAGCUUAAUUGGCCUCACAUGGUCCCUCGUUUCCUUCAGGUGGCAUGUCCAAAUGCCAGCCAUAAUAGCAAAGUCGAUCGCCAUACUCUCUGAUGCAGGACUUGGGAUGGCCAUGUUCAGCCUAGGAUUGUUCAUGGCAUUGCAGCCGAGGAUCAUAGCAUGUGGGAACACGGUGGCAGCUUUUGCAAUGGCUGUGAGAUUCCUAACAGGACCAGCUGUCAUGGCUGCCGCUUCCAUUGCUGUUGGCCUUCGUGGCGAUCUCCUCCGCAUCGCCAUUGUCCAGGCUGCUUUACCCCAGGGGAUUGUCCCAUUUGUUUUUGCCAAGGAAUACAACCUACACCCUGAUAUUCUCAGCACUGCGGUCAUAUUUGGAAUGCUCAUCGCUCUCCCCAUAACGCUUCUCUACUACAUUUUGCUCGGCCUAUGAACUAACUCACUCUCCUUCCAGCUGGACCAAAUUAUUGAAGUAUAUAUACAUAUCUAUAUAUCAAUUAUGUAAAAGAUCAUGAAAGGGGAGAGGAGGUGCAGGAGGAAUUGCAUUGCAGCUGAUAUAUGAUGAUGAGCCUAGUAGAUUAAUUCAAUUAGAGAUUUAACUGAUGAUCCAUUUGCAUCGACGCAUGCAUGCCACGCCCUACCUACCCUCAUUUGCACCUUUUUUUUUUGUCUUUUCUCACAUGGCAAUGUUAAAUGAUGGUAUUAUAUCAUAUGAUGUCUGUCCUAGUUAUUUUUCUGUGCAAAUUUCAUUAAUAGAACGAACGAUCGAACGAUCCCUCCGGUUUCUGUUUUCCAGUGCCUCAGUCGUGUUUUAGUUCAGAAAUUCUUGUAGACUGACUUUUACUUAACUACGAGGAAUAUAAAUACCAAGAGUGAGUAUUUCAUCGUGUAAUUGUU